Molecule: messenger RNA, 2115 nt
Organism: Knipowitschia caucasica
Lineage: Eukaryota; Metazoa; Chordata; Actinopteri; Gobiiformes; Gobiidae
Source: the annotation of a GenBank genome assembly
AUGACCGGGCUUCUCUCUGCCUUGUUCCAUGCGCAGUUACGCACAGAUUAUCGCACAAGCCUGGUUGUGUGCGCGAGUGUAGCGCGCCACAGUGUCGCGAACGGUCCGAACAACAAGACGCAGUCUUUACGCAUGGAAAUAAUGAGCUCCCUUCAAAUGGACAGUGACUUGCAGAAGAAGAUUGACCAUGAGAUCCGGAUGCGGGAUGGGGCUUGUAAACUGCUGGCUGCUUGUUCCCAGAAGGACCAGGCGUUGGAAGCUGCAAAGAGCCUGCAGACAUGUAGCACUCGUAUCAUGGCAUAUAUGUCAGAACUACAAAGGAUGAAGGAGGCCCAGGUCAUGCAAAAGAUCACACGGAGGUCCUCGGAUGCAGGGCCACUCGACGACCGGCAGCCAUGUAAAGGGAAAGUGGCUAUUUCAGAUCUCCGUAUCCCCCUCAUGUGGAAAGACACAGAGUACUUCAAAAACAAAGGAGAGCUCCACCGCUGUGCUGUGUUCUGCCUGCUGCAGCUGGGAGGAGAGAUCUUUGACACAGAUAUGGUUAUUGUUGACCGAACACUCACUGAUAUCUGCUUCGACAACACAAUAGUAUUUAAUGAGGCCGGUCCUGGGUUUGAGCUCCGUGUGGAGCUGUAUAGCUGCUGUUCAGAAGAUGAUUACUCAGCAGGAAGUACACCGAGAAAACUGGCCAGUAAACUGAGCUCCUCUUUGGGAAGAUCUGCUGGCAAGAAGCUUCGAGCUGCUAUGGAGCCUGGAGCAUGUCCCAUCAGCAAUGGAGGAGCUUCUCCUCUGCUGCUCCCUGUCCCAUCUGUACCGGGCCCAAAAUACCACCUUCUUGCACAUACUAUACUGAAACUGUCUCAUGUCCAAGACAACUUUCGCACACAUGACCUCACAAUCUCAGGAAAUGAGGAGUGCUCAUACUGGCUGCCUCUCUAUGGAAGCAUGUGUUGCCGCCUUGCUGCUCAGCCUCACUGUAUGACUAAACAAAUGAUGAGCGGAUCCUUAAAAGUAAAGCAAUUAGGAGGAGAGCCCCAGAAUUGGACCAAAGUACAUGCAGUACUGAAAGGAGCAAGUCUUUCCUGCUAUCACAGGCUUGAAGAUGUUGAGGCAAAUGUUGAACCGGCCUUUACUAUUGGAAUCAACAAGGAGACCAGAAUACGUGCAGCAGAGAAGGACCCCGACAGUAAAGGUCAGCAUAUUUGCAUCAGUAAUCAGUAUGGAGGAGACGAGGUCACACACACCGUCACUACAGACAGUCGAGAUGAAACACACCGCUGGAUGGAAGCUUUCUGGCAACAUUUCUAUGACAUGAGUCAAUGGAAACAGUGCUGCGAUGACCUUAUGAAAAUCGAACUGCCAUCCCCACGAAAACCGCCACUGGUUACUCCAAAACAAGGGUCCCUUUAUCAUGAAAUGGUUAUUGAGUCGUCUGAUGACCUCAGCUCCACAGUGUCAGACAUUCUGGCCCGGAGGAUGCAGGAGCUGGAGCUCCGUAGUCAGCUGGGCACAUCUCCUUGGAUGACUUUGUUUGAGGAGAAUAUCCAGAAAAGCGCUGGUCGCCCUCGUCCCUGUGACUCUCGCUUGUUGGGCCCCAGCCCCUGCUCCCCUCACCGCCCACCACGGAGCCCCAUGAGCCCGCAGAGGUACCCACAGCUGGGUCUGUUGUCCUCAGAGGCCAGCCUGACUUCAGACAGUGACAGUCACUGCAGCACCAGUCCCUGCUCUCAGAAACACGCUUGGCCGGACUCAAACUUCUCUCUACUGUCAUCUUCCCCAUCCCGUCUGAGGCCACGGACUUUAUCUCUAGAUGCAAAGCUCAGCACCCUCCGAGGCAGAGGCUAUGGGGCCUACCAGUGCCCCUGUCAAACUCAACCCUCUUCUAUUGUGAAUCCUCUCCAGACGCCUCGAUCGCCCCAAUCCCUCUGCAGUACACAGACCACUCUCUCAUGCUCUAGCUCUACCUCCAGUAACAGCUCCAGUAACAGUGAAGGCAACCACAGCCUGGAUCUGACUGAAGGAGUCCCCUUUUCAAGGCCCUCCCCAGCUCGCCGCAGUCUCAGGAACUUACGGGUCAGACUUGAUCCACGUAACUGGCUCCAAAGCCAGGUGUGA